This is a messenger RNA of Colletotrichum karsti, 1512 nucleotides long. RefSeq names its product histone H1-binding protein. Lineage: Eukaryota; Fungi; Ascomycota; Sordariomycetes; Glomerellales; Glomerellaceae. Gene Ontology annotation, biological process: CENP-A containing chromatin assembly; DNA replication-dependent chromatin assembly. Gene Ontology annotation, molecular function: histone binding. The record is from RefSeq and is a predicted model, not a curated record. The transcript is spliced from 4 exons. The coding region runs from base 1 to 1512 and encodes 503 amino acids. Gene Ontology annotation, cellular component: nucleoplasm.
AUGGCUGACACCACUGAGCAGCCCAUGACUGCCGCCGAGGUCCCUGUCGCCGAAGCUCCAGCCCCAGAGGCGCCCGUUGCCGUCGCAGACCCGAUUGCCAAGCCAGAUGCGCCUGUCCAGCAGGACACGCCCGCCACCACAGGCGGCGAGGAGUCAGAAGAGGACAUCAACUCUAAGAAGGUGACCCUUGCGGAUUGGACUGCCAAGGGCACUGCGCUCUACGCCAAGAAGCAAUACGAAGAGGCGGCCGACUGCUUUACGAAGGCGGCGGAGCUUCAAAGCGAGAUCAAUGGCGACCUGAACCCCCAGAAUGCUGAAAUCCUGUUCCUCUACGGUCGCAGCAUUUUCAAGAUCGGUCAGAGCAAGAGCGACGUACUGGGAGGCAAGAGCAGCAGCGAGAAAAAGGUCGAGAAGCCGACACCCAAAGCCAAGAAGGCUGCCCCGGCUGCACCAGUUCCCGCUGCGACGGCCGAUGCGCCUGCCGAGACCGAGGCGAAUAGGAUAACCGAGGAGGGCAUCGCGAUUGUCGCUAGCGAAACGGCCGGCGCGAAGACGGAGGAGACUGUCGAGGAGAAGAAGCCCCUCUUCCAGUUCACUGGCGACGAGAACUUCGACGAGUCGGAUGAGGAAGAGGACGAGGGCGAAGGCGAUGCGGAAGAUGAAGAAGACGAUGAUCUCGCCAACGCGUUUCAUAUCCUGGACCUUGCCGCCCGCGGCUUCCGACUCCAGCUCGAGCGAUUGGAGAAGGAGGAGCCCAAUGGCAAGGCUGAGGAGCAGAUCAAUGCCGACAAGAGCACCCUCAGGCACAUUAAGGAACGCCUUGCCGAUAUCUAUGAUCUCCUUGCUGAGAUCUCCUUGGAGAACGAGAGAUACCCCGAUGCGAUUGAGGAUUCACGGAAGUCAUUGAAGUUCAAGAAGGAGCUGUACACCAACGAUAACGAGAUCAUUGCCGAGGCUCACUUCAAGCUGUCUCUAGCCCUGGAGUUCGCCUCUGUCACUGCGGAGGCGGGCGAGAAUGCCGAGAAGCAGGCAUUCGAUGAGAAGCUGCGCGAGGAGGCCGCCAACGAACUGGAGGCUGCCAUCAACAGCACGAAGGCGAAGCUACAGAACAAGGAGGUUGAGUUAGCUACUAUGGCAUCGCCAGAGGACAACGAGGUCACGCGAGCAACCAUUACCGACGUCAAAGACAUGAUUGCUGAUAUGGAGCAACGGCUUGAGGAGCUCCGCAAGCCUCCUAUCGACAUCAACGCCGCUCUUGGUGGUGAAGCCAUGGGAGGUAUCCUUGGCGCCGCCCUCGGUGAGUCGGCAGAGCAGACCCAGGCUCGUAUCGAGGAAGCCAAGAAAACUGCUACCGACCUUACCAGUCUGGUCAGGAAGAAGAACAAGGAAGAGCCGAAGCCCGCCGAGCCCCAGGCCAAUGGCGAGAACGGGACCAAGCGGAAGGCCGAGGAGCCUGCAGAGGACGAGUCGUCGAAGAAGGCCAAGGUUGAAGAGCCGACUGCAGAGGCUUAA